This is a messenger RNA of Lactuca sativa (garden lettuce), 658 nucleotides long. The record is from RefSeq and is a predicted model, not a curated record. NCBI's taxonomy places the organism in Eukaryota, Viridiplantae, Streptophyta, Magnoliopsida, Asterales, Asteraceae.
UAAUUAUUUUUAUUCAUAAACCAAUUUAGAUAUAAGUAAAUUAUUGUAAAAAUUUCAGGUAGACAUGGUAGUUCUUACAGAUGGCAGCCGUAUUCUUGGGCUUGGUGAUCUUGGGGUUCAGGGAAUGGCCAUACCUAUUGGAAAGCUCGAUAUGUAUGUUGCUGCUGCUGGUAUCAAUCCUCAAAGAAUCCUUCCUAUCAUGCUUGAUGUUAGAACUAACAAUCAACAGCUAGUAGAUAAUCCCCUUUAUAUAGGACUACGACAACCUAGAUUAGAAGGGGAUGAAUAUAUAUCGGUAGUGGAUGAAUUAAUGGAAGCUCUUCAUGCACGUUGGCCAAAGGCUAUUGUCCAGUUUGAAGACUUUCAAUUCAAGUGGGCUUUUGAAACUCUUGAAAGAUACCGGAAGAAGAUCUGCAUGUUCAAUGAUGACAUACAGGGAACUGUUGGUGUUGCAUUGGCUGGAUUACUUGGAACUGUUAGGGCACAAGGUCGCCCUUUAUCAGACUUUGCAAACCAAAAAAUUGUCGUUGUUGGUGCUGGAAGUGCAGGGCUUGGUGUUCUUAAAGUGGCCUAUCAGGCGGCUGCAAGGAUGGCAGGAUCAGAAGCAAAACCUCAGUUUUUCCUACUUGAUAAAGACGUAUGAUUUUACGAAAAUGCC